Molecule: messenger RNA, 5222 nt
Organism: Stegostoma tigrinum
Lineage: Eukaryota; Metazoa; Chordata; Chondrichthyes; Orectolobiformes; Stegostomatidae
Product: transcription factor E2F7-like
Exons: 14
Coding region: 336-3194 (952 amino acids)
Biological process (GO): regulation of transcription by RNA polymerase II
Cellular component (GO): RNA polymerase II transcription regulator complex
Molecular function (GO): RNA polymerase II cis-regulatory region sequence-specific DNA binding; DNA-binding transcription factor activity, RNA polymerase II-specific
Source: RefSeq, a predicted model, not a curated record
GAGACACACAGAGGGAAGGGCAGACAGAGGAAUUAGCGAGUAGAUAGGAGGGGAUAGAGACAGAAAGGGGGAGAGAGAUUGGGGUUAGAGAGAAGGGGAGGUAGGGAAAGAACGAGAGGGGAUAGGCGAAACCUGAGACAACGAGCAAGGGGAGAGAGAGAAGGUGGUAGGGGAAGAGAGAAGAAUAGAGGGACUGAGAGGAAAGCGAAGAUACAGAGGAAAGGAAAACGGGAUAGAUAGUGUGAGAGUGAGGGUAGGGAAAUGUGGAACGGGAUCUCACGGUGAGUUAGAAAUCUAGCUGAGCACUGGGAAAGUUACCUUCCCCUGCUGUUGAGAUGAACUGUUUAAAAUUGAAGGACCUGAUGUCUCCGCGGAUCGGAAAAUAUGAAUUAACCUCAGAGAGCCCACAAACUGAGAGAAAAACUGCGCAGAAGGAAAAUCUUUUUGUGGAGCCCAAGAAGACCUUGCCGAAAACCCCGGUGAAAAAUAUCUCCACAACGAGUGCUAUGCGGUGGAGGGGAUGCAGCACCCCAGAUCGAGAUCAGGUGACUCCAGUUAAACACAGUGACAAAUCAUUGGCCGAACCUUGGUCACCCACCGCUAACCUAAAAAUGCUCAUCAGUGCUGCAAGCCCUGAUAUCAGGGACCGGGAGAAGAGAAAGGACUUGUUCCGGCAGAUCGAAAAUGACAGGCUUCUCAGCUCGAUCAAUGAAGCAGCCACAGAUGAAUUUGAACAACAACGGCCAAGUAGGAAACAAAAAAGUCUGGGCCUUCUGUGCCAGAAAUUCCUGGCCCGUUAUCCUAAUUAUCCUGUUUCCACUGAAAAAACAGAAAUUUCCCUGGAUGAAGUAGCAACUGAACUUGGAGUGGAACGCAGACGUAUUUACGACAUUGUAAACGUCUUAGAGUCCCUUCAGCUGGUUAGCCGAAUGGCGAAGAACCAGUAUUCCUGGCAUGGCAUGUUGAGGCUUGAGCAAACCCUAGCCACGUUAAAGAGGAGGGGGGAACAACAUGGCUACGCCAAGCAGCUGGCCCUUGCUCGCCACAAGGAGCUGGACUCUGAGGAAGUGGAGAAGGGAGACGCUGCCCAAGAAAAGUGGAGCUGCUGCCGGGAGCUGAACCGGGAACCCCAGCCUGUGGAGGUGGAGAAUAAAUCAGCUUCGUUGAAUAGGAGGAAGGACAAGUCGCUGCGGAUCAUGACUGAGAAAUUUGUGAUGCUUUUCCUUGUAUCGGAACCCGAAACAGUGGCUCUGGAUAUUGCUGCUAAAAUCCUGAUUGAAGAGAGUCAGCAGGACUCAGCUGAUAACAGCAAGUUUAAAACUAAGAUCCGCAGACUCUAUGACAUCGCCAAUGUGUUGACCAGUUUGGGACUCAUCAAGAAGGUUCAUGUGACUGAAGAGAAGGGCCGGAAGCCAGCAUUCAAAUGGGUUGGGCCUGUCUAUCACAACCAGGCAAAUGGUUUUCCAGAUCAUUCUGUCUCAUCAGCCCCAACCAGGUCGUCAGAGUGUGUGUUUCCGGUCACUGUAAACACAAAGGACAGGUUGGAAUGUUCUGCUUCACUCAGUACUCAGCGCGGUUCCCGUGCUGACCAGUUAAAGGCUCAGUCUGCUCCUUGCAGCCCUGCUAAGUUUCAGACAGCGAGAACCAUCGAAGGGAAGGAUUAUUCCAGUAAAAUGGUGCACCUGGCAGCUGCUUGCAGGUUGAAGUUUGAACAAGAAAUUAAAAAUUCAGAAUCUGACCGAAGACAGGAGGAUGGUCAACUCCAAUCCGUUGCUAUGACAUCAUACCCACUGUUGAUGACGUGCACGGCUGCUUCUGCUGACUGCGCUGUCAAAACUCUGACAGAGAAUGGCUCCUCGGUUCCCCAGGGAGAACUGUCGCUGCCGGUCUGUCUGUCUAAUGGUGGGGUGGGGCACUUAACCCCUGCCGGUGGGACUGAUAGUAGUUAUUCUUACCAGCUCAAGAACCAGCCAGUUGUGCUGCUACAGAGUGUGUCAGCUGCCCCUGUCCUCAUGCUGUACAGAAACAGUGACUGCACACCUGGACCCAGUGAUACCCAAACCCAGCAACACCAGGAGACUUCGUCACCCAUAACCACGGAGAGUGAGGCCAGCUCAUUAACCAGAAACUCCAAGAAACGUGGCCCUGCUGAGCAAUGUCCCCUACCUCCUGAACCUUGUGAAGAUGGUGGACCAGAGACUAAAAGAGGGAAAAUUCUCUCUUGCCUCGAACAUGCCUCUGGAAACCAGCCGCCAGUGUUGUGUUUAUCAUCUUCGGACAAGUCUUCUACCCAGUACCAAGAUCCUCUGAGGAAUUGUGCCAGAACUCCUGACCAGAUUUCGCUGCCUGCUGCCUCCCACUCAUCUCAAACCAUUAAUGUGAAUCUGGAGAAUAGUUACCGCCCAGCAGGGGACCAGACUCAUAGUUGUUACCUAUACUCGGGCAAUGCUGAUGGACAGAACGCCACUGUAACAGUUACAAAGGGGCCUAUAGAUUUAUCGGUCACUAAACCUCUCACGAAAGACUCUAAUCAGGAGUCCCCAGUGGUCUCUGGAAAUCUUACGCCUGCUUCAUUUGUGCUCCGUACUCCAUGUGGAUUGGCUGGAAGGAGCCAGAGUUGUGGAUCAGUCCCUCGUCCUGGGACGAACGAGUUGAAUUUGUUGCUUUCCACUAAUCCAAACCUUGCUGGUAUCACCAUCUCACCAGGACACGUGGGAUCUGUCACUCUACCCUAUCAGGUGAUGAUGCCAGUGCUUUGCCAACCUCUUGUUGCUCCAGAGUCCAUUGGCAACACCAUUCCCAACAAUGGCCUUGUGCCUUUCAACCUGCGGAACCUGAAGCUGUUACCUAAUGCCCAGCUUUUAAUGGGUAGCGUUUCAGUGUCAGCACUGAACGAAGAUGCUGUGAAACCCUCCUCACCAACACGACAGAUUUAUUCCCACGUGCCCACUCAGACAUCUCAAGAAGACCUUUGCAACAAACCAGACCCUGUGCCACAGGUGCCCAUUGCAAGCAGACUGCAUGAGGAGUCACUGAAUCUAAUAACAGCCAGGGAUGAUGCACCAUCAUUUGUGGAAUCCUACUUCCAUACUCCAGUUCCCGUUGUGCAGAGAAAGAGAGUAGACGGUAUACAAGUCAAGGCAGUUUCUCCAGCCCAACGCAGACUGGAAAUUGAGAAUAAUAUCGUGAAAUAACAGAUUGUACACGGCAUCUUUUUGUCAAUUGUUAUCAGCGAAAUAAUUUCACUUGGUCAGCUGCCAGGAUUUGCUGAUGUCUAUUCCAACGUGAAUCUCAACCCCAAAAAAUGUUUACUACUGUGUGUUGAGUAGGUGAGAGGAUGCCGCUGUGACGGAAAUGGAAAUGAAAUCUGAAAGCACCAAGGAUCUUCAUUAUUUGUCCUUUUUUAUUCUGCAGCUUAUGGGAGAGCUUUUAUUUUAAUGUUACAAUUACAUUUUAACAUAUUGAUCACCAGACAAAUUCCAAGAAGAUGUUUGGACUCGUCUGGAACCCAGAAACAACAAACUAUUUUCAGUGGAAAGGUGGUGACAGGAGACUAUAUAAAGGAACAUUUGUUAACGACAGAACGCAGAAACUCUCAGAAUUACAUUACUGCUCUUUCAUUAUGUUAUAAUGUCCUUUGCGUUUACACGUGCAGUAUGACCCACUCUGUGGUGAAAAGCCCUAUCGCUGCUAAAGGUGGUUCUCAGUAAUGUGAAUGUUUGGAAUUACCACAGAGUACUGAUGUGCGGAAUUCUGAGAGUCCUUGGUGACAGGCAAAUUCAAAUCUCCUCCAUUCCUCCACAAACCCGUAGGAACACUGAAACCAAGGUGUUAACUUUGUCACUGUACGAGACAUUACAGUGAUCAGCUGAUGAGGUUUUGAAGACAUGAAGUUUCUCUCAUUUGUCACGUUCUUUGUAAGUGAGAUUUUUUUCUUGGUAUGUCUCAAACAGGGCUUAGAAGUUCAUGUCUUCUAUUACUGAAUGACUGAUUUUAGUCAAUUUCACUUCAACAUCUUAAGGGACCCUUUAGUAUACCCAAUUGCCCAAAACCAGAGCUGCCACAAAAUAUUUGCAUUCAUUUCACACUUGUUCCUGGUCUAACCUGUGGCUCCUAAACUUAAACAUGUCUAUAUUCCUGCCCUUCUAGGCAACAAAGUUGUAUUCUUUCAAAAGUCUUGCAUUGUGUUAUUUUUAUUCUGAAGAGCCUAAUUUGGCCAUUGGAAAUGAUUUUCAGUUGGCCACUUCUGAAGAUGAUGGUUCUUCAGUCCUCUAAACGUUUUCACACAUUAUUGUCCCUUGCUGCCCUUUGGAGGGGGGUGACUUACUUUGGUCGUUCUGAUAGGUAAUUCACUGAAGUUAGGAUAUCCUUGAUGGUUUUUGGAGAAUUGGACCAUGGGUGUGGUCUCCAGUAAUUGACAUUUUAAAUUUUACCUCCUAUUACUUUGUAAAGCACUCUCUGGCACCUGUUAGAAAUAUUUUGAUGUCCCCCUUUGCAAUUUCAGCACCAAUGGGGUUCAUGGCUGGUCCUAAAUCCCUCUUCGUCCCAGGGAAAAUUAUUUAGAAUCAGACAAGUUAGCAAAUUGGCAAUGUGGGCUACAGAGACCACUGCAGAUGGACAGUCUGUAAGCAACAAAUGGGUGGGAGUUGAGGGGGUGCACCAAUAUGAAUUUGGGCCACUGUUUAAAUACUCCCUACCCCUCCUCCAGGGCUUGGCUAUCUAACUAGAUUCACAUGAUGAGCAUAUAGUUUCCAGUGCAUUGCAGUCAUCUUAAAUGUGUGCUUCUCACUGGGGUCUCUCCAGAGCACAGUUCAGAGUCAACCACAUUGCUGUGGGUCUGGAGUCACAUGUGGGCCAGACCAGGUAAGGAUGGCAGUUUCCUUCCCUAAAGGACAUUAGUGAACCAGAUGGGCUUUUACAGCAUUCAGUUGUUUUGGUCCAUAUUACUGAGACUGGUUUGUGUUGCCAGCUUUAUUUAAUCAAUUAACUUCAAAAUUUCCUAACCGCCAUGGUGGGACUGGGACUUGUAUAGAUAAUUCGCCCUAACCUCUCAAUUACUCAGUGCUACAAAACCUCAAGAUAUCAGGCUAAUUUGUUAUUUAUGUGAACUUGCAGAGAGACCUGUUCACUUGGGUCUUGACUGUUCUAAAACAGCAAAAACUAUAGAUGAGAUAUUUCCCUCCCCCUCAUCUACUCCACACUCCCCACUAGCCCGACCAUUC